CCCCCACCACGGCGCGGACAGCCGGUUGGGACCCAAUGGGAGGUCCGGGCGGGCGGCAAGCUAAUCUUCCCGUACAGAGUCCGCUCUUUCAGAGGUGUCGGCGAGUCCCCAGCGGCCGCAGUAGCGGGGCGCCGGGUGGAGAGGGGGCUGCGCAGGGGCGGGCGCCCUGGGACUGUGGUCCUCGCUGCACCCUAUCCGCAGCGCACCGCGGACUUCGCUGUCCCGAGUCCGCAGCGCCGGGGCAGGGAGAUCUGAGCCCGGUGUUGCCCAGGAAUCACGGAUGCGCGUCUUCGCGCCACCUCUCCCGGGCUUGUAAAGUCACCCUUCCCUCCCCACCCCCCGACCAGGUGACCUUUGGGCUCGGGGAUGGAUCCCAGGAAGAAGUUGGCGCCUGUGGGGACGAUGCCUGAACAGGAGAGACAGGUCACAGCCAAAGAGGCCAGUCGGAAAAUCUUAUCUAAACUCGCUCUGCCUGCACGGCCCUGGGGACAAUCCAUGAAGCAGAGCUUCGCCUUCGAUAAUGUCGGCUACGAAGGGGGUCUGGACAGCAUCGGCUCCUCCCCGGCCGCCACCGGUGUGGUUAACAUCCUGGGCAUGACGUGUCAUUCUUGCGUCAAGUCUAUCGAGGACAGGAUCUCCGGUCUGAAAGGCAUCGUGAACAUUAAGGUUUCUCUGGAACAAGGCAGCGCCACUGUCAAAUAUGUGCCGUCAGUCCUGAACCUGCAGCAGAUUUGCCUUCAGAUUGAGGAUAUGGGCUUUGAGGCCAGCGCUGCAGAAGGAAAGGCUGCCUCCUGGCCUUCCAGGUCCUUCCCAGCCCAGGAGGCAGUGGUCAAGCUCCGGGUAGAGGGCAUGACCUGUCAGUCCUGUGUCAGCUCCAUCGAAGGCAAGAUCCGGAAACUGCAAGGGGUUGUGAGAAUCAAAGUGUCUCUAAGCAACCAGGAGGCAGUCAUUACAUAUCAGCCUUACCUCAUUCAACCCGAAGACCUCAGGGACCACAUCUGUGACAUGGGAUUUGAAGCUACUAUCAAGAACAGGACAGCUCCCUUAAGGCUGGGACCGAUUGAUAUCAACAAGUUAGAAAGCACCAACCUAAGGAGAACAGCGGUCUCUCCUAUCCAGAAUUCCAGUCGUUUCGAGACCCUGGGGUACCAGGGGAGCCACCUGGCCACCCUCCCACUGAGAAUAGACGGGAUGCACUGCAAAUCGUGUGUUUUGAAUAUUGAAGGAAAUAUAGGGCAACUCCCAGGGGUUCAAAAUAUUCACGUGUCCUUGGAGGACAAAACCGCCCAAGUACAGUAUGACCCAUCUUGUAUCACCCCCUCCUUCCUACAGACAGCCAUCGAGGCACUACCACCCGGGAACUUUAAAGUAUCUCUCCCCGAUGGAGUAGAGGAGAAUGAGCCGGAAAGUGGCUCUUCCAGUGACCCCUCCCCUGGCUCCUCCCAGAGACACCGGGAGCAGGGCCCCGGCAGGACUGCGGUGCUUACUGUCACUGGAAUUACCCGUGCCUCGUCUGUUCAGCCCAUGGAAGACAUGCUGUCCCAGAGGAAAGGUGUGCAGCAAAUAUCCAUCUCUUUGGCAGAAGGGACUGGAGCAGUUCUGUACGAUCCCUCGAUAGUCAGCUCGGAUGAACUCCGAGCGGCUGUGGAAGACAUGGGAUUUGAGGCGUGCGUAAAUUCUGAAAACUUUACUACUAACCGUGUCAGAAACUUCAGUUCUGGGAAUUCUGUGCCACAAGCCGUGGGUGAUACACCAGGAUCUGCGCAAAACACGCCUUCUGACACUAGAGGAUUCCCCACACACCAAGGUCCUGGCCACUCAUCAGCUACCCCACCAUCUCCGGGAGCAACAGCAUCACAGAAGUGCUUUGUACAGAUCAAAGGCAUGACUUGUGCGUCCUGUGUGUCUAACAUAGAAAGGAGUCUUCAGAGACAUGCUGGUGUUCUCUCCGUGUUGGUGGCCUUGAUGUCGGGCAAGGCAGAGGUCAAGUAUGAUCCAGAGGUCAUCCAGCCUCCCAGGAUAGCUCAGCUCAUUGAGGACCUGGGCUUUGAAGCAUCGAUCAUGGAGGACAACACAGUCUCUGAAGGUGACAUCGAACUGAUUAUCACAGGGAUGACCUGUGCUUCCUGUGUCCACAACAUAGAGUCCAAGCUCACAAGGACAAAUGGUAUCAGUUACGCCUCUGUGGCCCUCGCCACCAGCAAAGCCCACGUGAAGUUUGACCCUGAAAUCAUUGGUCCCCGAGAUAUCAUCAAGAUCAUCGAGGAGAUUGGCUUUCAUGCUUCCCUGGCCCAGAGAAACCCCAACGCUCAUCACCUGGACCACAAGACGGAGAUAAAACAGUGGAAGAAAUCUUUCCUGUGUAGCCUGGUGUUUGGCAUCCCUGUCAUGGGCUUGAUGAUCUACAUGCUAAUCCCCAGCAAUACGCCCCACGAGGCGAUGGUCCUGGACCACAACAUCAUCCCAGGACUGUCCAUUCUCAAUCUCAUCUUCUUCAUCUUGUGUACCUUUGUCCAAUUCCUGGGUGGGUGGUACUUCUAUGUACAAGCCUACAAAUCGCUGAGACACAAGUCAGCCAACAUGGAUGUGCUCAUUGUGUUAGCCACAACCAUCGCCUACGCCUACUCCCUGGUCAUCCUGGUGGUCGCUGUGGCUGAGAAGGCAGAGAAGAGCCCCGUCACCUUCUUUGACACGCCCCCCAUGCUCUUCGUGUUCAUCGCCCUGGGACGGUGGCUGGAGCACGUGGCAAAGAGCAAAACGUCAGAAGCCCUUGCAAAACUCAUGUCACUCCAAGCCACAGAAGCCACAGUCGUGACCCUGGGCCAGGACAACCUAAUCCUCAGAGAGGAGCAGGUGCCCAUGGAGCUGGUGCAGCGAGGCGAUAUCAUCAAGGUUGUCCCUGGGGGCAAGUUCCCAGUGGAUGGGAAAGUCCUUGAAGGCAACACCAUGGCUGAUGAGUCCCUCAUCACAGGCGAGGCCAUGCCUGUCACUAAGAAACCCGGGAGCAUAGUGAUCGCUGGGUCCAUAAAUGCUCAUGGCUCUGUGCUUGUUAAAGCUACCCACGUGGGCAAUGACACUACUUUGGCUCAGAUUGUAAAGUUGGUGGAAGAGGCCCAGAUGUCAAAGGCUCCUAUUCAGCAGCUGGCUGACAGGUUUAGUGGCUAUUUCGUCCCGUUUAUCAUCUCCGUUUCGACCUUAACUCUGGUGGUGUGGAUCGUCAUUGGCUUCGUCGAUUACGGCGUGGUCCAGAAGUACUUCCCUAACCCUAGCAAGCAUGUCUCGCAGACAGAGGUGAUCAUCCGCUUUGCCUUCCAGACGUCCAUCACCGUGCUGUGCAUCGCCUGCCCCUGCUCCCUGGGGCUGGCCACACCCACAGCAGUUAUGGUGGGCACUGGAGUGGCUGCCCAGAAUGGGGUCCUAAUCAAAGGAGGGAAGCCUCUGGAGAUGGCGCACAAGAUAAAGACCGUUAUGUUUGACAAAACGGGCACCAUCACCCAUGGGGUCCCCAGAGUCAUGCGGUUCCUGCUGCUCGUGGACACGGCGACACUACCCCUCAGGAAGGUUCUGGCGGUGGUGGGCACUGCAGAGGCCAGCAGCGAGCACCCGUUAGGCGUGGCCGUGACUAAAUACUGCAAAGAGGAGCUUGGAACGGAGACGCUGGGAUACAGCACGGACUUCCAAGCAGUGCCAGGCUGCGGAAUUAGCUGCAAAGUUAGCAACGUGGACAGCAUCCUGGCUCACAGUGACCCGACCGCUCACCCUCCCACAGGGGAAGGUGCAGGUCCCCAGACCUUCUCUGUGCUGAUUGGAAACCGGGAAUGGAUGCGGCGCAAUGGUUUAACCAUCUCCAGUGACAUCAGUGACGCCAUGACAGAUCACGAGAUGAAAGGACAGACGGCCAUCCUGGUGGCCAUAGAUGGUGUGCUUUGCGGGAUGAUCGCCAUCGCAGAUGCAGUUAAACCGGAGGCCGCCCUGGCUAUCUACACCCUGAAAAGCAUGGGCGUGGACGUGGCCCUGAUCACAGGGGACAACCGGAAGACGGCCAGAGCCAUUGCCACUCAGGUUGGCAUCAACAAAGUCUUUGCGGAGGUACUGCCUUCUCACAAGGUGGCCAAGGUCCAGGAACUUCAGAACGAAGGGAAGAAGGUCGCCAUGGUAGGAGAUGGGGUGAACGACUCCCCGGCCUUGGCCCAGGCUGAUGUGGGCAUCGCUAUCGGGACCGGCACGGACGUUGCCAUCGAAGCAGCAGACGUGGUCCUGAUCAGAAAUGACUUAUUGGACGUGGUGGCCAGCAUUCACCUCUCCAAGAGGACUGUCCGGAGGAUCCGGGUCAAUCUGGUGCUGGCGUUGAUUUAUAACAUGGUUGGGAUUCCUAUUGCUGCAGGUGUCUUCAUGCCCAUUGGCAUCGUGCUGCAGCCGUGGAUGGGCUCAGCCGCCAUGGCCGCCUCCUCCGUGUCUGUGGUGCUCUCGUCUCUUCAGCUCAAGUGCUAUCGGAAGCCGGACCUGGAGAGAUAUGAGGCACAGGCCCAUGGCCGCAUGAAGCCUCUGAGCGCCUCCCAGGUCAGCGUGCACAUCGGCAUGGAUGAUCGGCGGCGGGACUCUCCCAGGGCCACAGCGUGGGACCAGGUCAGCUACGUGAGCCAAGUGUCUCUGUCCUCCCUGACAUCGGACAGAUUAUCUCGGCACGGUGGUACAGCAGAGGACGGUGGUGACAAAUGGUCCCUGCUCCUGAGUGACAGGGAUGAAGAACAGUGCAUCUGAGUGUUCCCGACAGCAGCCCCGGGCAGGGCAGGCCGUUGUGCCCCUUCUCGGCGAGCCCGCUCCCUGUGGUCGAGCCUGUGCCUGCACCUGCUCCCUGUGGUCGAGUCUGCGCCCGCUCCCUGUGGUCGAGCCUGCGCCCGCUCCCUGUGGUCGAGCCAGCCGGUGCAGCCUCAGCAAGCCGCAGUGGGAUGGGCGAAGCUUAUCGCCAGGCCCGAGCAUCCUGCCAGCCUUGCCGGCAGUGUGCGUGCGGUAACUUACCUGGUGUAUCUGCAGAGGUGGGCGGGGUUGCUCGGUCAGGAAGCUGCUAGGUCGGGCAGAGUGUACUGCUCUGUUCUCUGCCUGGUGUAGUUGGCAUCCUUGGUACUGGCACCGCCUGCCCUCUAUCUUCUGAGGGUAGAAUUUGUCUUGGGUAUGACGCUCUAGCUCCUGCAUAUAUGCCCGCCUAAAGGGGGCGCCCUGGUUGCAGCCCAACCCAGGAGCUACCUGGCACCCCCUCUUUACUCUGAGGAGAGAAUGCCAUCCUGCUCAGAGCCACAUUCCCAGACUCAAAACAUGCGGCUCCCAACAAGCUGGAGAGAGACCUCAGAGCCUGACCAGAGGUCAUUUUCCUAUGGAGUCCAGGUCUUUGCCUGUCGGGGCACCCCGUAUGGCCCUGCCGGAACCUGUGGUGUGUAAAGCACUGUCCCUUGGGAGGUGUCUACAUAAGGGGACCCCCUGUCACUUAGUGGGGUCCAGUGAAGUUUGUCCCAGAUGCCUAGUGUGUGCCAGGAGGGAGUUGACCCACCAUAAGAGAGUGAAGCUCUCAACAGAGAACUGUCUGCUGCUGUGGGGACAUCUAAACGAGAGACGUCCACAACCCCCCCCACCCCCCCCAGUGAAAUGCUUUUGUCAUCUAUGACUCUGAAACCGGGGUGGCAUCGGAGGGCAGGGAUGGGGCCAGCUUAACUGGGUGAGCAACUGCGCCACCCGGAGCAGACUGGCAAAAAUGGCUUAUUCUCAUUUGUGACAUUAAAAGAAAACCAACAAAAAAAACUUUAUAGGAUGUCGCUUCUCGGCCGUGGCAGUGUUAGUCCUUUUUGUGGGUUUCUCACCUCUUCCCUCCCCCCCCUUCAGUAACACGGCAGCUGUCGUCUACCUUUGAAAAUGAGGAAACAGGGUCCGAGAGCCUUCAUGUCUUCCCAGAACUCACAGCGGGUGUGCAGUUCAGAGGGCUCCGAAGGUCUUUCUGUAAUUCCGCUGCUGCCUUACAUAUCAGUUUGCUCGGUGAGAGUAAACUGGACAAGGGCCCUUGUCUCUGGACGAGCAAACGUGCCAGGAGAUAUCAGUUGCAUCAACUUAGAGUGCAGUUGGUGAUGAGGUUUCUACCCCGCACUCGGGAUGGCAGGUUUCGGUUUUGCAGGUUAGUUAGUAGUGUUUACUGAGCUUCAUCUUCUAAAACCCCGAGUACAGGGAUUCCUUGCGCUCUCAGUAUUUUCAACCUCCCCACGCCCUCUCCAGCAACUUCCUCCCACUGAGGUCACCUACCCUAUCUAUAGCUCUGUUUUGGAAUAAGGUAAUCAUUUUCUAAAGAAUUUAAUUGUAUUGAUUUUUAAAACUUCUGAGCAUCAUGUUCACAUGUAGACAUGAAAAUAUUUAUAUAAUUGUACGAAUAAAUAAAUAAUAAAUUAAUAACUUUUUAGA
This is a messenger RNA of Apodemus sylvaticus (European woodmouse), 6441 nucleotides long. RefSeq names its product ATPase copper transporting beta (gene Atp7b). Gene Ontology annotation, cellular component: membrane. The transcript has 21 exons. The coding region runs from base 367 to 4761 and encodes 1464 amino acids. Gene Ontology annotation, biological process: monoatomic cation transport. The record is from RefSeq and is a predicted model, not a curated record. Gene Ontology annotation, molecular function: ATPase-coupled monoatomic cation transmembrane transporter activity; ATP binding; copper ion binding. Lineage: Eukaryota; Metazoa; Chordata; Mammalia; Rodentia; Muridae.